UUGAUCUUCCUAGCUAAACUGCUGCAGCCAUUUAUCCCACUUUCUCCUUAUCUCUCUCCGAUCAACUCUCUCCUUCAAUUCAAACCGCCAUUUAUCCCAGGCCACUAUCUCUCCUCCAUUAUAUUCUUAGCUUUUUAACUCACACUUCCUCGCAUCAAAUUAAAUCCCACAUUGCAUUAUUUUAUUAUCCUUCUCAAGAUCGAUCGAUCGAGCGAGCUCCCUUUUGCAUAGUCCAAAUCCAAAAUGCAUUCUUCUUUCUUCAUCGGAGUUUCCAAACUUUUUCUGUGCUUCACCUUUUUCUCUUCCACCCAUUUUUUCAUGGCUGCUUCGAAUGAGUUUGAUGUCGCCGGCGAGAAGGGUUGGGUUAUCCCUUCUGCGAAAGAUGAUCAGUUCUACAAUGAAUGGGCUUCCAAGAAUAGGUUUACAGUUAAUGACACCCUAAAGUUUGAGUACCAGAAGGAUUCAGUUAUGGUGGUGAGCCAAGAGGAGUAUGAGAAGUGCCGUUCGGAUCAUCCCAUGUUCUUCUCCAACGCCGGCAAAACGGUAUACAAGCUGGACCGGGCGGGCCUGUUCUAUUUCAUCAGCGGGGUUUCCGGCCACUGUGAGAGAGGGCUGAAGAUGAUCGUCAAGGUUUUGGAGUUAGAAACCCCACCUCCGUCAGAUGAUCAGACGCCCGGAAAUUCCCCUCCGGCGACCGGCGGUGCAAGAAAGUUGGGAGCUCUUGACCACGAUUCUCCGGCUCGGAUGGCUUUCUUAUUCAUGUCACUCCUUGGGACCAUUAUCUUCAUGUAAUUCAUUCUGGUUGGUUUAUGUUUAGGAAAUUGGAUCCUCAAAAUUUUUAUAUUACUGAUUUUAUUUAGUACUGAUAUUAGAUUUUGUUAAAGCAGUCUUUAACAAGUAGGUUGGAUUACAAUACUACAU
Molecule: messenger RNA, 921 nt
Organism: Ipomoea nil (Japanese morning glory)
Lineage: Eukaryota; Viridiplantae; Streptophyta; Magnoliopsida; Solanales; Convolvulaceae
Product: mavicyanin-like
Exons: 2
Coding region: 244-792 (182 amino acids)
Cellular component (GO): plasma membrane
Molecular function (GO): electron transfer activity
Source: RefSeq, a predicted model, not a curated record